Zeugodacus cucurbitae (melon fly) is the source of this 1263-nucleotide messenger RNA. Its product is annotated as methylglutaconyl-CoA hydratase, mitochondrial. Gene Ontology annotation, biological process: fatty acid beta-oxidation. Gene Ontology annotation, molecular function: enoyl-CoA hydratase activity. The coding region runs from base 115 to 996 and encodes 293 amino acids. Gene Ontology annotation, cellular component: mitochondrion. Lineage: Eukaryota; Metazoa; Arthropoda; Insecta; Diptera; Tephritidae. The transcript has a single exon. The record is from RefSeq and is a predicted model, not a curated record.
UCAUUAUUCUUAUAUUUUAACCGGCCAUUGACAGCAGCGUGUUUGUCAUUGUUUUAUAAUCACUUUUUAUAAAACUUAUUAAUAACAUAAAACUAACAAAACUAUUUAUUAGACAUGCUGCGCAUCUUUACACGACUUGCCUCACCAACAUUAUUCCAAACACUCCGUAUACGCGGUUUUGCCACAGCGGAGACUGGCAAGGAGAUAUUAGUGGAGCGACUGGAUGGCGAACGUAAAGGCAUCACGGUAAUUAGUCUCAACAGACCGCAGGCGAAGAACUCAUUCAGCCGUAGCUUGGUGGAAACCUUCGAAAACGUCAUCGAUGAAUUGGAGCAUGACAACGGUUCUAGAUGUGUGAUUUUACGCAGCUCGUCGCCCGGCAUAUUCUGUGCUGGUGCUGAUCUGAAAGAACGAAAAACUAUGACUCAAGAUGAAGCAGCCGCAUUUGUCACAAGUCUGCGUGAAUUGUUAAUCGCACUGGAACAGUUGCCCAUGCCAUCAAUUGCUGCACUCGAUGGUCAUGCACUCGGUGGUGGCCUUGAAAUGGCAUUGGCUUGUGACAUGCGCACAGCAGCCGAUAAUACAAAAAUGGGUUUGGUAGAAACACGGUUGGCAAUCAUACCCGGUGCUGGUGGCACCCAACGUCUACCACGCAUACUUUCUCCCGCAUUAGCCAAAGAACUCAUUUUCACAUCACGUGUACUCGAUGGUAAAGAGGCCAAAGAUUUUGGUAUUGUCAAUCAUGUAGUGCCACAAAAUGAAGCCGGAGAUGCUGCUUAUCAGAAAGCUUUGAAAAUUGCUGAAGAAAUAUUGCCAAAUGGUCCAGUGGGUGUGCGUAUGGCGAAAUUGGCAAUUGAUAAGGGCAUACAAGUUGACUUAAGUACUGGCUAUUCCAUUGAGGAAAUUUGCUACUCUCAGGUAAUACCAACCAAAGACCGCUUAGAGGGCUUGCAAGCGUUCGCGGAGAAACGUAAACCAGUCUAUAAGGGCGAAUAGAGCAAAUGAUGAACUGAAAAUGAAAAAUGAUCUGCAAUACAUACUGUUAAAAUAUUUUUUGGUUGCGCGCUUUAUAAUUGUCAAACAAAUAAAAAAAGUGAUUUAAAAAUAAAAAAACACCUUUGUAUUGAAUGAUUUAUUUUCACACUUUACCAUCACAUCAAUUUGAUUUGCUAUUAUCUUGUUGACCUAUUUAUGUAAUGAAUGUGUAUUGUAAAUUAGCUUAAUGCGUUAAGCUUACCUAAUAAACGAUUUAUUCGAAAUGCA